AUGUCGGCUUCAAUUUCACUCCCCCUUUCCACCGCCCGAUCAUUCCACCACCACCAACAACAAAAAAUACCCUCCAGGAUUCUGACGCCCCUCAAUCUCCAGUUCCCGUUUUCAACCCAAUUCAUCACCUUCAAUGGUGGCCGUUUCGUCCCACCCAGAGCCACUAAUGAUAAACCCACUCAACUCACUGAAUCCCCAACGCCUUCGACUCCAAUUUCCACCACUACCAUUACUGUCGAAAAUGACGACAGUUUGGAGUCGACCCUUUUCGUGAUUAAAGCCCGAAACAAAAUUGGGCUUUUACAAGUGAUUACCAGGGUCUUCAAAGUUCUAGGACUGAAAAUAGAGAAGGCCAGUGUUGAAUUUGAGGGAGAUUUCUUUGUUAAGAGUUUCUUUGUCACUGACUCUGAGGGGAAUAAGAUUGAUAACAUUGAGGAUUUGGAUAGGAUUAAGAAGGCAUUGGUUGAUGCCAUUGAUGGUGAUAAGGGUGGUGAUACUACUGGUGGAGUUGGGUUGGUCAGUGGAAGAGGGGUGGUUGUGAGGAAAGCUGGACUGGGAAUGGACUUUGGGCAGAGGAAAGCCAAAGCCGAGAAAAUGUUCGGCUUGAUGGACGUUUUUCUGAAAAAUGAUUCAGUUAGUUUGCAGAAAGAUAUUCUUGAUCACGUCGAAUAUACCGUGGCAAGGUCGAGAUUUAGUUUUGAUGAUUUUGAGGCUUAUCAGGCUUUAUCACACAGUAUCAGGGAUCGACUGAUAGAACGGUGGCAUGACACUCACUUAUAUGUUAAGAAACAGGAUCCGAAGCGAGUUUACUUUCUUUCCUUGGAGUUCCUUAUGGGUCGAUCAAUGACAAAUAGCGUCAUAAAUCUUGGCAUCCGGGACCAAUAUGCUGAUGCUUUAAAUCAGCUUGGGUUUGAAUUUGAAGUUUUGGCAGAGCAGGAAGGAGAUGCAGCUUUAGGCAAUGGUGGUCUAGCUCGCCUUUCAGCUUGUCUAAUGGAUUCUUUGGCAACUUUGGACUAUCCAGCGUGGGGUUACGGGUUACGCUAUCAAUAUGGUUUAUUUCGCCAGAUCAUAUUGGAUGGUUUCCAGCUGGAACAACCAGAUUAUUGGUUGAACUUUGGAAACCCCUGGGAGAUAGAAAGGGUUCAUGUAUCGUAUUCUGUCAAGUUCUAUGGGACAGUUGAAGAGGAAGAUUUGGAUGGAGAGAGAACCAAAGUUUGGAUACCUGGAGAAACAGUGGAGGCUGUUGCUUAUGAUAAUCCUAUACCUGGUUAUGGAACACGGAGUGCAUUAAACCUUCGAUUGUGGGCUGCCAAACCAAGUGAUAAAUAUGACAUGGAGUCGUAUAACACUGGUGAUUACAUCAAUGCCAUUAUGAAUCGACAAAAGGCUGAAACAAUAAGCAAUGUCCUGUAUCCAGAUGACCGUUCUUACCAGGGAAAGGAAUUGCGAUUGAAGCAACAAUAUUUCUUUGUCUCAGCAUCCCUACAAGACAUUAUUCGAAGGUUUAAAGAUAACCACCAAAAUUUUGAUGAGUUACCUGAUAAGGUUGCUCUUCAGAUAAACGAUACUCAUCCAGCUCUUGCGAUAGUUGAGUUAAUGAGAAUGCUGCUGGACGAAGAACAUUUGGAUUGGAAUAGAGCAUUUGAAAUAACUUGCAAAAUUUUCUCCUUUACAACUCACACAGUGGAGCCUGGAGGAUUGGAAAAAGUUCCUGUUGAUCUUUUGGGACAUCUUCUUCCACGGCAUCUACAAAUCAUAUAUGAGAUAAACUAUAAGUUCAUGGAAGAGUUGAAAAAGAUUAUUGGUCAAGAUUAUGAUAGACUUUCUCGGAUGUCUAUUAUUGAGGAAGGUGCUGUCAAGAACGUCCGAGUUGCAAACUUGUCAAUUGUUUGUUCUCACACUGUGAAUGGAGUUUCCAAAGUACAUCUUCAGCUACUUAAAGAAAGGGUUUUUAAGGAUUUUUGUGAGUUGUGGCCUCAGAAAUUCCAUUACAAGACAAAUGGAGUGACACAGCGCCGCUGGGUGGUGGUGAGCAAUCCAAAUUUGUGUUCACUUAUCUCAAAAUGGCUGGGAACAGAAUCCUGGAUCAGGAAUGUUGACCUUUUGGGUGGUUUACGACAAUAUGCAACAGAUCCUGACCUUCAACGUGAGUGGAAGAUGGCAAAGAAGGUUAACAAAUUGAGGCUUGCUGAAUAUAUUGAAACACUGAGUGGUGUAAAGGUUAGUUUAGAUGCAAUGUUUGACGUCCAAGUAAAACGAAUCCAUGAAUACAAGAGGCAACUGCUGAACAUUUUGGGUGUGAUCCAUCGAUUUGACUGUAUAAAGAACAUGAGUGCAAGCGAUAAGGGGAAGGUAGUGCCUCGCGUUUGCAUAAUUGGAGGAAAAGCUGCCCCAGGUUAUGACAUCGCUAAGAAGAUUAUCAAACUUUGUCAUGCUGUAGCUGAUAAAAUUAACAAUGAUGCUGAUGUUGGGGAUCUCCUGAAAUUGGUUUUUAUCCCGGAUUACAAUGUCUCUGUAGCGGAACUGGUUAUACCUGGCAGUGACUUGUCGCAGCACAUAAGCACGGCUGGACAUGAGGCUUCUGGAACCGGCAGUAUGAAGUUUUUGAUGAAUGGAUGUUUGCUGCUGGCUACAGCGGAUGGAUCAACAGUUGAAAUAAUGGAAGAAGUUGGGGCAGAAAACAUGUUCAUAUUUGGUGCAAAGUUGGAUGAAAUUCCAGCACUGCGUGAGAAAGGAGCUUCCCUCAAAGCACCUCUUCAGUUUGCCAGAGUUGUUAGGAUGGUGCGAGAUGGUUACUUUGGCUUCGAAGACUACUUCAAAUCAUUAUGUGACACACUGGAGGAGGAGAAAGAUUUCUACCUCCUCGGCUAUGAUUUCACCAGUUAUCUAGAGGCUCAGGCUGCAGCUGAUAGAGCAUUUGUUGAUCAAGAAAAAUGGACACAAAUGAGCAUUCUCAGUACAGCCGGCGCUGGAAAGUUCAGCAGUGAUCGGACGAUUGAAGAGUACGCGAAGCACACUUGGGGAAUUGAGCCCUGCAAAUGCCCCUUUUGA
Messenger RNA from Oldenlandia corymbosa var. corymbosa, 3051 nucleotides. The record is from the annotation of a GenBank genome assembly. Lineage: Eukaryota; Viridiplantae; Streptophyta; Magnoliopsida; Gentianales; Rubiaceae.